Nannospalax galili (Upper Galilee mountains blind mole rat) is the source of this 3133-nucleotide messenger RNA. RefSeq names its product FAM161 centrosomal protein A (gene Fam161a). The transcript is spliced from 7 exons. Gene Ontology annotation, cellular component: cilium; photoreceptor connecting cilium; ciliary basal body. NCBI's taxonomy places the organism in Eukaryota, Metazoa, Chordata, Mammalia, Rodentia, Spalacidae. Gene Ontology annotation, biological process: cilium organization. The record is from RefSeq and is a predicted model, not a curated record. The coding region runs from base 185 to 2314 and encodes 709 amino acids.
UGAGGGAGGGCUGGUGUCUAGGUGUGAAGGCACCUUGAGCCCUUUUGGUCCCUCGCAGUUGCUGUAGCGUCCCUGGUAACCGCCCCUAGCAACCGCCCGCCGCCCGCUGAGUCUGCGAUGUGGCGGGAGGCGCAGGCUGACCCACCCCAGGCCGGCGCGGGCGCUCGCGCUCGGAGGCGGGGCGAUGGCUUCCCCGCGCUGGGCGGCCCGACCGACGGCCGCCCAUAUUAUCCACCUGCCGCUCUAUCCCAGCGCCCGAGCACCGGCCGCCCAGCACCCGCGCGAAGACUCCUUAGACACCCCGGUGGCAGCGGCGUUGGAGACGGCCUUGAAGGAAACGCAGAGAGGGAUGCGGCCCGUGCGGACGUCGACCGAUUAUAACGCCAGCUUUUCUGGGAAGGACGGACGUGUAACCUGUAAGAAUGCCAUGAACUUUUCUGAUGUUCAUCACUCUAAUGAAGAGUAUUUCAGGAAACUAAAAGAGCUGAAGGCUGCCCAUAUAGAAGCCAUGGCAAAAUUGGAGAAGAUGUGCCGGGAUAAGUUAAAUUUAAAAGAAGCUGAGUCAGUGGUCACCAGAGAGGAUUCUUCUAGUAUCUCCUCUGGCUCCACAUCAGAAAAGAAUCCCUAUCAACCUGUCUUGUUAGUGACAUCGGUUUCAGAGCCUCACCUGGGCCGAUCUUCCUCCUUGCUUACUUCUGAAGAGGACCUGCCCAGCCUGGAGAAAGAGCGUCCUGGGAGAGACGGGAUGAUGAGCUAUGCCAGGGAGCUCAUCAGCAACAUGUGGACCAACUUCUGUGUUGAAGAUUAUAUUCAGCCUGAGGAUCCUGACUUCCACACAGUUGAAAACACAGGUAAGAAACCAAAAAAGUGGACGCCCACCGUUACAAUACCUGUGCCCUUCCAAAUGAUGGUCAGAGAACAGAAGAAAAAAGAAGCGGCCACGAGAGCUAGGUCAGAGAUGGAAGUGGUGCAGAGGCUGCUGAGGAAGGAAGAAGACGACUUGGAGUGUAAGAAGUUCCGAGCCAACCCGGUUCCCACGCACAUCUUCCUGCCACUGUACCAAGACAUGCUUAAAAAGGACGAGGAGCGGAGGAGGGCCACCAAAGAGAAGAACAGGGAAAUUCUUUUGGCUUCCCAGAGGCCAUUUUCAUUUAUAGAGAGGGAGGAACAGAAGCAAGCAGCCCGAGAAAAGCAGCUUAGAGAUUUUUUUAAGGCCAAAAAGAAAACAAAGCGAUUUAGAGCCAGACCUCUACCUCAGUCUAUUUACGGGUCACCUACCAGGGACAAGUUAGAAGAGGAGGAGCUCUAUAGAAACAUUAGGAUGCCACUGAAAGCCCAAGAACUCUUACACAAUUUGUCUCUGCCCUGUAGGCCAGCACACAGACAUUUUAGGAAGCCCAGAGGUCCUGGACAGACUGCAAAGUUGAGGUGUAAACACAAGUGCAGGUGCCAGAGUUCUGGUGAUGAAGACCUCCCUGAGAAAUGGAAGGAGCCCUUCUCAGAACACAGCUUUUUGAAACACUCAACAGUCUAUAAACCAUUUUGUCUUCAUGAAUCCUCCAGUGAAUCUGCUAAAAGACAGAAAAUCUUGGCAGACAUUAGAGCCGAUGAAGAAAACUUGAAAGAAACACGCUGGCCUUACCUCUCUCCAAGGCGGAAAUCACCCGUAGGAAGUGCUUGUGCAAAGCCCAGGCCUUGUCACUACGUGCCUCCGAUGCCUACCGCCUGUUCCCGAGGACGCGAACGAGCCAUAAGGAGAACCCUUGAAGAAAAGAAAAUGUUGGAAGAAGAGAGAACUCGGAUCCUAACUAAGCAGAAGCAAAGAAUGAAGGAAUUGCAGAAAGUCCUGACAACCCGGGUUAAGGCUUAUGACUCACAUCAGAGCUUAGCUCAGAUGUGUAAAUCCAAAGUCAAAUAUCUCAGAAAGUGCGAAAAGGCAAGGAUGAGAGAAUACCAACAGGAACUGGAAGACAGAGAUGAGAAGUUGAGAAAGAGGCCGCUACUGUUUGAAAGAGUCGCUCAGAAAAAUGCAAGGAUGGCAGCAGAAAAGCAUUAUUCUAACACCCUAAAAGCACUAGGAAUUUCUGAUGAGUUUGUUUCAAAGAAAGGCCAGAGUGGAAAAGUAUUUGAGUACAUCAGCAAGCAGAUGAAAAGCUGCACUGCAGAUAAAGAAAGCUUUAAUGAGGAAGAAAAAAUAGAAGAGAGAGAGAAUGAGGAAGAAAACUAUUUUAUUGACACCAGCAGCCAGGAUUCUUGCAAGGAAAAAGACGAAGAUGUUGAAGAAAGUGGAGAAGAAAAUUCUGUUGAAGAAUGAACCUGAAAGAGCGAGGUUUGCUGUCUGUGAUGUUCAGUUGGGAGCUUCAGGACUUCACCACCUGCACUUGUGAUGUUAGGAACGUCUGUGGGGACAACACUCACAUGUGCAGGGCUUUUGAACAGAGACAUCACCUGUAAAGGCUGAAUCUAGAUGAUUGGUGAUUUGGUUAGAGUAGAGCUUUGCCUACUGCAUUUUUUAAUUGCUGUCAUGUGCUAUUUGCAACUAUGACUGUAAUUUCAAAAGUGUUUGAGGAUCACAGCUGUCACAAACUGACUAGUUCUGAAAAUGGACAUUUAUAUUUGGUAAAGAGUUUGGUAUUGAAAGCAAAGAAAUAUUGGCCUUUGGUGAUUUCUUUUAUGUUUGCUAAGUAUUUUAAGUUUCUUCUCUGACCCAUCUUUGUUUUUGUGCUUUUAUUUCUUUCUUUGAGACAGGGCCUCAUUAUAUAGCUCUGCCUGGCCUGGAACUUACUAUGUAGACCAGGUUGUACUUGAAUUCACAGAGAUCAAUGUAGACCAGGCUGGCCUUGAAUUCACAGAGAUUUGCCUGCCUCUGCCUCCAAGUGCUGGAUUAAAGGUAUGUGCCAUCACACCUGGCUUCUGAGCCUUUUAAAGUAAAUAGUGUGCUACAGGAAAAAAAAAAAGAGGUGCUUGGAAAAGUACAUUAAUUUCUGCACUGAAAAUUCACUCUUAAAUUAUCUAUACUCUAGUCAGUUUUUCUUUUUUUUUUUAGUCUUUUUGAGACAGGGUCUCCCUGUAGCCCCAGCUGUCCUGGAUUCACCAUGGAGACCAGGCUGGCUUCGAACUCACAGAGAUCCAC